AUGGGCAAAAAUCAGAGUAAACCAACAUCUCCAAAGAAGAAGAAGGCUAACAAAAAACUUACAUCGGAAGAAGCCGCUGAACUCGAGCAAACUACCUAUUUUACUCGAAAAGAACUCAAAAAAUGGUACAAAGAUUUCAUUAGAGAUUGCCCGACUGGAGAAUUGAGAAUGGAAGAGUUCCAAGGAAUUUAUAAACAAUUUUUCCCGAAUGGCGAUCCUUCGAAAUUUGCUGCAUUUGUCUUUAAUGUCUUCGAUGACAAUCAGGAUGGGCAUAUUUCAUUUAAGGAGUUUAUCGCCGCGUUAUCAAUCACCUCAAGGGGAACCUUGGACGAGAAAUUGGAUUGGGCUUUCUCUUUGUACGACGUUGACAAGGAUGGAUUUAUCACUAAAGAUGAAAUGGCCAAUAUUGUGGAUGCUAUAUAUAGCAUGAUCGGGAAUAUGCUCGAACUUCCCAAAGACGAGGACACCCCUCAAAAACGAGUAGAGAAAAUCUUUACAAACAUGGACAAGAAUUUCGAUGGUCAACUGACUAGAGAGGAAUUCAAAGAGGGCUCAAAAGCUGACCCAUGGAUUGUACAAGCUUUAACGAUGGACAUGACGUCAAGCAAUUGA
This is a messenger RNA of Caenorhabditis bovis, 612 nucleotides long. NCBI's taxonomy places the organism in Eukaryota, Metazoa, Nematoda, Chromadorea, Rhabditida, Rhabditidae. The record is from the annotation of a GenBank genome assembly.